UGCCAACAUACUGAAUAAUCUAACGUCUUACCUUAAUGGAUGUUUAGUAAUAGCAUUAUGAUUUUACGAUCAAAUUUUCGUCUCCGUUUUAUCCAUUCAUAUUGCAUCGUUUAUUUUUAUAUCUCGAUCAUAAAUUUAAACUUUAUAUAUAUAAAUGGGGUCAUUUUCUUUUUAAUUCUUCCCCCUUCCCACCGUAACUAUAACCUUUAGUAAAUUCACAAAUAAUUGUUUUUAAGUACGUAUAUUUAUCGUCAUUUUUGUGAAGGUUGAGCGAUUAAAGAAACAUUUUAAAAAAAUAUCGUGUUUAUACGAUAUAUAUUUUUAUAUUGUAAAUAUUAGAGGAAAUUAUAAUCGUACAGUUAAAGUUUUCUAAUCCUUCGGGACUUUGAAUAAAAAAGCGUGAUGAACAUUGUUUCUGCAGUGACGUCACAAGCCUGCGGGAGUUUGGCCGGUUGCCAAGAGUAACGGAUUCAAUAGUCCCGUUUGCCAAAGAUAUUAUUCUAUAGCCGUUUGGAACGAGACGUAGAUUUAAAAAAAUGAUAUAGAAUAUAUCAAUAAUGUAAUAUCUGCGGCCAAUCGAGGAGGUUACCAUUUAAAAUAAUUCGAACGUUUUAAAAGGUUUAUCCCUCCUCCUCCUCCCCCUCCUCCUCUUCUUCCUCCUCUUCUAUUUCGAAUGUCCGCUAGGAGGAGCAAACUAUUAAGAGAGGGAUAGACUGUUACGAGAGUGACGCUAGUGCAGGUGCAUGCAGUUUCAUCGACCGAACACAGACGUCUCAAUGUCCGUCCUCUGGUGCUUUCUUCGGAUAAUCGGGCGUGAAAUAUACAAAGGUGAGUCAUUGCUGUAUUGCCCACUGAUUCUGUUUUAAUUAAAAUUCUUCAAAUUUCAUCGAUCACUUGUGGAUUCUCGAAAAAAAAAAAAAAAAAAACGUAUUUCCUCCUGGACAUUUUAUUUAAUAUAUAUAUAUAUAUCUGUUGGUUGGAGAAGUGUCCCGAGCCCGAUAGUGCUUUCUUCUAAAAAUUCCAAGUACUGUUUUUUUUUUAUAAUUACGUACGGAGAAAGAGAGCGACGAACGUGAAAUAACGAUGAAUUCAUUUUGGGAUUUUCUUAGAAAAGAACUUAUUUUUGUUAAAUACGAAAUGAACAGUUGUAGCAACGUCUGCAUUACUUGUUGAGUGUUUUUACGAGUAGAACACGCCCAGAAGGAGAAAGUCGUAUACUGUGUGGUCGGAAUAAUGCAAGAAUCGAUCAAAUCGGAAGUCAUAAAAGUAGCUUCCUUGCACAUCAAGGCAGUCAGACUGGAAAGCUGUAUUUACAGUCGUUCGUCAUUGUGAUUUUUGUUUAUUCAGUGAUUGACGUUUCACGUGUUAUGUAUACAGUACAUAGUAACCAUUUCUGAAAACGUCCAUAUUCCAGAUACUCGGAAAAAUUAUAUGGUUAGCCAGUGCCCAGAAAACUGGAAAAUUCGGGCCACUUCCAUUCUCAAGCUUGCCAAAUAAUUGAUCUGGUACUAUAUAUCUGGAGAGAAGUUGGAACCUGAAAUCAUCCAAUGUAAUAGAGUCAGUAUUGGAGAGAGAAGGCAAUGACGUGGGCAGGAAUCAUGCUUGAUUCUCAAAUCUCACUCAAUUAUUUAAGCUUCAGGAAAACUUGAAGAUUAAAUGGCUAAUAGAAUAAGUGAUCAUGAUUCUGUCAGAUAAAGAGGAGUCCUCAGAAAUAGAGGCAAUGGAGGCACAAGAUCGAAUAACAGAAGUGACUGAGGCUAGAAAUCAGUAUGUUGGUGGUGCUAUACGGAGAAGCGCUAGUGAAAGCGGUCUCCGUAAACGUAGUUUAACACUUUCUCUUCCUCUAAAUCUCUCUUCUAUGAUGCAAUUAAAGAAAGAACUUAGCAUUUCUAGAAGAGGAAGUCGUUGUGGACACAGAAUGACACUUAUUAGCAAUACCUCACCAACUCUCCCUCGUAGUCAUUCUCCAAUAUCACAAGGGAGUCCUUUAGAAAGUCCACGUAACAUGUCUCCAAGUCAGCACUUUGCUUUUGCAUCAGUAAAAAGGGCUGAUGGAAGAAGAUGGUCCGUGGCAUCUCUCCCAUCAUCAGGAUAUGGAACAAACACGCCAGGAAGUUCAAAUGUUUCUUCACAGUGUUCAUCUCAAGAGAAAUUACACUUAUUUCCAAAUCAAUCAACUCCAGACGAUGCAAAACAUACUAGACAUUUUAGUAGUAAUGAAAGCAACCCUGGUCUUGAAGAUGAAGGAAGACGAUCUCCAAUGAUUCGUCCUCGUUCCAGAAGUUUGAGCCUGGCCUGGCUGUGUCUUGCUCCAUUAGAUCCAAUGCGUUCACCUGGAAUGGAUAAUGAAAUAAUUAUGAUGAACAGUAUUUAUAAAGAAAGAUUUCCUAAGGCUACACAGCAGAUGGAAGAAAGAUUAGAUCAUUUUAUUGGAGAUAAUAAAGAACUUCCAUCAUCACUUUCAUCCGAUGCUGUUGGAAGAUUUGCACAUCAUCAAAUUGUAACUAUGGCAAGCGAUUGUUUAGAAAAAUCCAAGGAGCAAUUGAUUACUUCUCAUUAUUUCUACGAAAUGUCUGAAAAUUUAGAAAAAUUAUUGACUGAGUGUCAAGAGAAAUCUCCACAAUCAGCACAGUAUUUGAAAAAAUUAAUUAAACGAUUAUUGGUUAUUGUUUCUCGUCCAGCUCGUCUUCUGGAAUGUUUGGAGUUUGAUCCUGAAGAAUUUUAUAGACUUCUAGAAGCAGCAGAAGGUCAAGCCAAAAUUAUUCAAGGUGUUAGUAAUGAAAUACCCCAAUACAUCAUUAACAAAUUAGGACUCAAUAGAGAUCCACUUGCAGAUUUAGGUGGUUAUGUUGCAUCUAAUGAAUUUGAUUCAACUGAUUUUCAAAUGGAUGAAAAUGAGAAUUCUAAAAGAGUAACAAAUAAACCGAAGUCCCCAGGAGAAGAUGAUUUCGAAACUGUAAAAUUAAUAAGUAAUGGAGCUUAUGGAGCUGUGUAUCUUGUUCGGCAUAAGGAAACCAGACAACGAUUUGCUAUGAAAAAGAUCAACAAGCAUAAUCUUGUUCUUCGCAAUCAAGUUGAACAAGUAUUUGCAGAAAGAGAUAUUCUGAGUUUUACAGAUAAUCCAUUUGUUGUCAGUAUGCUGUGUAGUUUUGAGACAAAAAGACAUUUAUGUAUGGUGAUGGAAUAUGUUGAAGGUGGUGACUGCGCUACAUUGUUAAAAAAUAUGGGUCCACUACCAGUAGAUCUCGCUCGUUUUUAUUUUGCAGAAACUGUUCUUGCUGUGGAAUACUUACAUAGUUAUGGAAUUGUACAUAGAGAUUUAAAGCCUGACAAUUUGUUAAUAACUUCUAUGGGACAUAUCAAGUUAACUGACUUUGGGUUAUCAAAAGUUGGGUUAAUGAAUUUGGCUACCAAUUUAUAUGAAGGAUAUAUUGAUCGAGAAUCAAAACAGUUCAAUGAUAAACAAGUUUAUGGUACACCAGAAUAUAUUGCUCCUGAAGUUAUUGUUCGUCAAGGUUAUGGGAAACCUGUAGAUUGGUGGUCAAUGGGAAUAAUUUUAUAUGAAUUUUUAAUUGGAUGUGUCCCUUUCUUUGGAGAAACUCCAGAAGAACUUUUUGCCCAUGUAAUUAAUGAUGAGAUUGAAUGGCCAGAUGAAAAAGAUUGGCCAGUUCCUGAAGAUGCUAGAAAUUUAAUAACAGAAUUACUUCAACAUAAUCCAAUUGAUAGAUUAGGAGCUGGAGGAGCACAUGAAGUAAAAGAACAUGCAUUUUUCUGGAGUAUAGAUUGGGAUUCUUUACUUCGACAAAAAGCAGAAUUCGUUCCACAGUUAACUGAUGAUGAAGACACCAGUUACUUUGAUACACGCAGUGAGAGAUAUUGUCACGAAAUUGAAGAUUCAGAAGAGCAAGAUGAUACAGAUGAUACUUGUAUUUUUGGUAGUUUUUCAUCUUGUUCACCACGUUAUAGAAAAGUUUAUUCAAAAAUUGAAAAAGAAUUACAAGAAGAAAAAUUACUUAAGACAAAAGAAACAGUUCAGAAAAAACCGGUUGUAAAAGCCAUCUUUAAAGAACAAGUAAAUGGAGGAAACUUCAAAUCAAAAACACUUUUAGCAGAAAAAAGUAUUUCCAAAACUUCAAAAUUUAAUACACCAGAAUCCUCACAAACUGAAUCAGAAGAAAUCUCUCCACAACUUCAACGAAGAAGAAGACUGACUUCAAAAGACGUACUGCCAAGAUUUUCUAUUAGUAUGGAAGAUAAUCGACCUUCUUUGGUUGCAUCUGCUCCUGAUUAUAGUGAAUUGCCACCUGUUGAAGAAUGCAGCACUGGAAAACAAGAAAAAUUGCAACUCUCUCAGUCACUCUUCACCAGAAUCACUGUUCCUAAUAUUCCUGCAUAUGUUAAUAAAAAACCUAAAUCUCGUUCCGUUAUAAAAUCUGCUUCUGCUUCGGGAUUAUCUCUCAUGGUUCCUCCAGAUGACUUUAUACCUGCACCUGUUGGUUCUCCAGGAGGUUCGAGUACCAGUUCGAGAGACACUUCACCAAGUAGAGAACUUUCUUCUCUCGUUAAUCAGUUGAAACCUCCCAUCAUUAUUUGUCGUGGACCGAGAGGAUUUGGUUUCAAUAUUCGUGCUAUUCGAGUUUAUUAUGGAGACACUGAUGUUUAUACACUUCAACAUCUAGUUUCUAGUGUUGAACAUAAUAGUCCAGCAUUUGAAGCAGGACUGCAUCCUGGAGAUCUGAUCACUCAUAUUAAUGGAGAAGCUGUUCAAGGUCUUUUGCAUCCUCAAGUAUUACAACUCAUAUUAAGUGGUGGAGAUCGUAUGAAUAUUCGUACAACACCUUUAGAUAAUACCACAAUUAAGACAGGGGGUCGUAAACGAAAUCCUUCUAUGAUAAAGAUGGCAAGAAGACCUCUUUCGUGUCGCAGGCGUACGGGCCAAGGAAAGCAUGAUGUACGAUCAGAAAAAAAGCGUCGAGCAUCUCUCUUAAGACGUUUAAGCAACAAGAGAGCCAGUGCAGAAAUACAUCAAAUUGUAUCAAGUUCAGCAACGUCCUUAUCACCCAGUCGAAGUUUACAGUCAUUACACAGAGCAACGGGCUUCUCUUCUAUUCCUGACAGUUUGCCCGCAUCACCUACUAGAACAAAGUGUUCACAUUCACCUCCAUUGAAUCGCUUAUGUUCUCCUUCAGAUUCUUCUCAUUCUAAUUCUUCACAAAGUAGCUCUCCUGGAUCUAGUGUUCCAAAUUCACCUGCUGGAUCAUCACAGUUUACAAGACCCAGUACUCUGCAUGGCUUAAAACAUAAAUUAACGCAAACAUUUCAUUCACCACGCCGUAAAUCUGUUGGUCAUAUUCCGUUAUCUCCUCUCGCAAGAACACCUUCACCUUCACCAAUGCCUUCGACUUCUCCUACUCGUUCACCGUCUCCAUUAGCAUUUCCAAUCACUUAUCUUUCUGGAAGUUCUCAUGCUCAAUCUGUUCAAAGUUAUUCUUGUCGCAAAUCUGGAGGAAGUUCAAAGAAAUUUAUGAGGCCAAAAAGUGCAGAACCGGGUUCUCCACUUCUUAGACGUGCACUGUCACCAGAUCGUCAUCAUCCAAAAACAUCCGAAGGAAAAAAUAAGAGAGAGUCCUUUUCGGGUCAUAUUUCUUCUCCUUUGGCUCUAUCUUCAACACCUUCUUCAACACAUGUAAUCACAACCACUUCAUCACCAUCGCUUGCUACAAGUAUAUCUAAAUUAACUAUCAGUGGGGCAUCAACAGUAAUUGUACAAUGCACUCAAAAUAAUAAUUCAACAAAAGUUGUAAGAACUCAACCAUCUUUUACAAAAUCAAAUAUAUCUAACAAAGAAUUAUCUUUACAUACUACUCUAGAAAAGGAAGUCAAACAAUCAUCUUCAAUUAAACCUAAUUCACAAAAUUCCAAAUUAAAACCACUGAGCCAUCUUUCAAGUGAUUUUAAAACAUCUUAUGAAACAAAACAGAGAGAUAGUGAUGUAAGUAGGAUAGAGGCAUCUACAGACACUGACAGCAGCAGUAGUUGUAGUAGUGUUAAACAUUGUGAAGAGAAAAAAUCCAAAUCAUCUAGUCUUAUUGUAAAUGAAUCUAGUAGCAGUGUAACUGCCGAAAAGAAAGAUAAAAUUAAUUACCUGCCAAAAUCCGAAGCACAAGUAUUUUCAAGUGUUUCUCGACCGGACGAAAAAGAUUCUAACAUUCAACAGAAAAUAAUAGAUAAAGGAGCGCGCGAUACCGAAAACGUGCAAAGUAAAGCAUCAAAUGUUGAAAGGAAUGUCUCCAAAAAAAGUGUUCAGAGUUCCUACGAAAGUAAAAGAUAAAGUAUUUCUGUUACGUGAUUUUUAUGUAUUUAUCUUAAUUGCAAUUUUUGCCAUGUGUGAUUUUAUGUAUAACAGGCAGCUAUAUUAUUGUUAUUGUACAGUCAAGAUGCUUCUAGUAUAGUUAUGCUUAUUAGUGCAUUUCUUUUUCUACAAAAUGUAUAUAUACAGCCAAAUCAUUUAAAUGGUGUACAUAUACAAUAUUAUAUAUUGAAAGUUUGAGAAAAUUUCCAAAAACUAAUCUUCCUUUAAAUAAUGGGACAUAUUCUGUAAAUAUAAGUUGUUUUAAUAUAUUUAAAAAUCUCAUUUACUUGUGCCUCUUAUCAUUAUGAAUUGUAUAUUAAUCUCAACAUUAUAUUCAAAGUCUUCCUCUAUUUGUAUUUCUUUAUAUUUCUAUCAGAUUUUCCAUCCAAAAUCAAUUUCGUGCUGUCGGAUGUUUGUUACUAUAUUAAAUACAACGCAAUCGCCGUAGAAGCGGGCACUUACGCCUGAAACUCGUAACAUCGGUUGUUGUAAGCUGCCUUUAUAAAAGAAAAAAGCAGCAAUUAUUACAGGUCGUUUUGUUUUAAUUUCAUAUUAUCUUAUAUCUCAAAGUACAUAAUACAUUCUUAACUUCUUGUAAGGAAGGCUUGUUGCAAUCUAUUUUAUAGUUAGUUUAUUGUUCAAAAAUAUGUACAUAAUGUAAAAAUAAAAUGUGUUAAUGUAAAAAUACACACAAAUACAAACACACACACACACACAACACUAAACACAAAUACAAAUACACAAGCUUAUUUGAAUAUGCGUUCAAAUAACUCGGAUAAAAGACGUCUGUGAUGUAUCAUUUACUAAAUGAGCUUUGGAAACUGUCCAAAAAUUGAUUUGUAACUAUUAUCUAGAAUAUGUUGAUGAAAUAAAAUAAUUUAAUGAGAAACAUAUAUAUAAGCAAUUAAAUGAUGAUAGAAUUUAUGGUUUUUACUUUGUCACAUUAGAGUGAAAUAAAUGUGUUUUAUAUUUGAA
Molecule: messenger RNA, 7327 nt
Organism: Centruroides sculpturatus (bark scorpion)
Lineage: Eukaryota; Metazoa; Arthropoda; Arachnida; Scorpiones; Buthidae
Product: microtubule-associated serine/threonine-protein kinase 3-like
Exons: 26
Coding region: 1679-6331 (1550 amino acids)
Biological process (GO): peptidyl-serine phosphorylation; intracellular signal transduction
Molecular function (GO): protein serine/threonine kinase activity; protein binding; magnesium ion binding
Source: RefSeq, a predicted model, not a curated record